AGCGUGGCUUCUUCCUCCCUCCCGCCGGUCAGCUCCACCCACGUCCUUUUUUUUGUUGCCUUCCUUCUCCAUUCCUAUCUCUAGCAGGCCUUUCACUGGGGUGCUUCGCGGGUACUCACUUGUGUGACUUCUCUUAUUAGCCUUUUGUCUUUUACCUUGCGGACGAUCUACUCAUGAUAAUGCGGUUUUGGACCGCCCUCACAUCGUUAUGGCUUGCGACACUCGUAUUUUCUUCGCCCUACCAACCCGAGCUCGUCCAGUACAACUUUAACGUCAACCAAAACACAACUGACCCUACUCAGUACUAUUCCACGCGCACGAACACGACUUACACCCCUUCACCCCAGAACUGGCGCGCCGUCCCAAUCUACACCGUUCUCAUGGACAAAUUUGCCGAUGGGGACCCUUCCAACAACGACUACUUCGGCACUAUGUACGAGUGGGACUGGAGAGAAACUCAACUUCGCUUCGGCGGGGAUAUCAAAGGUCUCACAUCGAGACUCGACUACAUUCAGGGAAUAGGAAUGAAAGCAAUCUAUCUUUCCGGCACUAUUUUCUUGAACAUGAUAUGGCAGGCUGACAGUUAUUCACCCCUCGACUUCACUGUCUCAGAUCCUCACUGGGGAACUAUCGCUGACUGGGUUGAAUUCGUAGAUACCGUCCACUCUCGAGGAAUGUAUAUCAUUCUCGACUUCACCGUCGGAACGAUGGCCGACCUCAUUGGCUUCUCUGGUUACCUAAAUGUCUCCGCACCCUUUUAUAUCAAUGAAUACGACGUCGAAUACAAGAUGCCGAACUACAUGCCGUGGAACUUUACGGAAUAUGCAGAUUUCCAGUUCAGUAACACCCGUAAUACAUCUUGCCAACUUCCCGUGUUUUGGAACGAGGACAGCACUAUCGUGACAGGCGUCGAGGAGAAUGAUGGCUGUAUGGAUUCGGAAUUCGACCAGUACGGUGACAUGGAGGCUUUCGGUGUCCACCCUGAUUGGCAACGUCAACUUUCCAAAUUUGCAUCUGUACAGGACCGUUUGCGUGAAUGGAAACCAUCCGUCAUGGCAAAGUUACCCGUCUUCUCGUGCAUGGUCAUCAAGGCGCUUGACAUCGAUGGUAUUCGUGUAGACAAGUCUACUCAGGUCACGGUCGACGGUAUGGCAGCGUGGGCGUCUGCCACUCGUGAGUGCGCUACGAAGCUAGGAAAAUCAAAUUUCCUCAUUGCUGGAGAGGUGACGGGUGGUGACAUAUUUGGUGCUCUGUAUUUGGGUCGUGGGCGAACUCAAACACAGCUUCCUCCAGGCUUCCUUCAAGCUGCCAACCUCACGGAGUCGGACAAUCAGUACUUUUUGCGCAAUCAGGGCGACAAUGGCUUGGACGGCUAUGCAUUCCACUACUCAAUCUAUCGUUCUCUCACGCGAUUCCUCGGAAUGGAUGGUAAUUUGCAGGUCGCGUACGAUCUCGAUACUAACUUCAUCACUGCAUGGAAUCAAAUGUUUGUCAACGACGAUUUUCUAAAUGCGAACAAUGGCGUUCUUGACCCGAGGCAUUGGUAUGGGACAAGCAACUUCGACGUAUUUAGGUGGCCUAGUUUGGAGAACGGGACACUAAGGGGCGCCUUGGCGAGCUUUAUCACGAAUCUGGUCAUGCCGGGUAUCCCUCUCUGGUAUUUUGGUGAGGAACAGAGCUUUUACCUCUACGACUCCACGGCGAACAAUUACCUCUACGGGCGUCAGGCAAUGUUCAGCAACAAAGCUUGGCAGCGGCAUGGUUGCUACAAGCUUGGGUCGGCCCAAUAUUUCAACAUGCCCUUGGAGUCGGCUCUCAUGGGGUGUGAGGAUGACUGGAAUUCGCUGGACCACUUCGACCCCACAGCAGACAUGUUGCGCUUUACCAAGCACAUGUUGUACCUCCGCAACGUCUACGGUGCCCUACAGGACGGUUUGAACGUCGUCCAGCGUGGUAACUGGACAUAUUACAUACAGCGGCCAGGUUCGAACGGCACCGCUACAGAAAUGGGUCUUUGGUCGGUCUCUCGCGCGGGUCUUUCGGGUAUACAGAACUUGACUGGAACGCACACUGAUCAAGUUUGGAUCCUGUACUCCAACUUGAACACCUCCUACACGUGGACAUACGACUGUAAGAGUACGCUGUGGAUUUCAACUCCCUACGAGUCCGGCACUGUUGUCAGGAACCUUCUUGCGCCAUAUGAAAAUUACACACUCGCUGAAUCUGGGUCAUCUUAUUAUGCGAAUGGCACCGCGCCAUAUUACGGAUGCAUGUCCAGCAUCACGCUCGAUCCCUAUGGCAUGAAAGUGCUCGUUCCUGACACUGAGUGGGUGUCCCCCCCUCCAAUGAUAACACGCUUCCUACCCGGACAUGAUGCUCGUAUCCAAGUGACAUCCGAUAGUCCCAACGCGACGACAAUCGAUCUCACCCUCGAGUUUAACCUCGAAAUGUCAUGCACCAGUGUUACAAAUUCGCUGACAUUCAAUAUGUCGUCGUCGGGAAUCGGUGGACAGCCUACGCUGGAUACGAACUCAGUUGCAUGUGCAACUGUUAUGAAUCCCUUGACAUCGCCGCUGAGUGUUGUGGCGUCCUCGACCUGGUCGUGGUCAGGGACUUUGAACAACGUGCCAGACGGAAUUUUGGAAAUCAUUGUAAACAACCCAACGACGGAGGACGGGACCGCAUCGACUGGGGCAGUCGAUCAUUUGUUGGUGCGAAAGGGCACAGCGGACAAUAUUAUAGUUUUCCCUGAGUCCGACUACGACAACUCCGCUUUCGAGUACACCAACGGAGAGUACAAGUUCACACAUAAGGCGUAUGGUGCGGAUAUGUUCAGAUACUCUGGUACUUUUGGGAGGUCAUGGUCAAACUGGACGAAUUGGGAGAAUGUUACCACCAUCCCUUCCAGCGUUUUCACUAACUCGUCCAACUUCUGGACUGGGCAGCAUAUCAUGGUACAAUACUGGAAUGCGGCGAUCACCAGUGCUAGUGUAGUCACGCACGCUGACCUCGGCUACGACACACAACGUCGCGUCCCCCAGUUCCUUGCUCGUGGACCGUAUAACAGCUGGGGCUACGACCAGGGCCUUCCCUCUCUGAUGAACCAUGUCGGUAAUGGAUUGUGGCAGCUCGAAAUCAUGGCUCAGUGGCCAACAUACGUGCAAGUCAACGUGUUUGGCUAUGAUGACUAUUACUACGGUGACGUUGACGGUGACGGUGUCAUGGAUCGCUUACCUCCUAAUACCGUUGCUCCCAACUACCUUAACAUGUCCGCACCGCCGUGGCCAGCGCUCUCCUGGUCUUUGACUAUUGAUGACCAGACCUUGGAGUGGUCGUUGCAGCCUCUCGGCCAAGCGUCGCUCGGCGCUAUCAUGUUCGGUCUUCUUGCAUCGAUUCCAUUGGUUACGGGUAUCAUCGCCGCUGCUAUCUUCAUGUGGUCCUUCUAUGGUAUUCGUCACAACCGCUAUGGUGUUAAAUCAUCAAAAGGCGCUAGCAAGUACAUCCCUAUCCUUGGUAGCCUGGGAAGCAGAUCGAUGGCAGACCUCAACCACAUGCCCAUCAGUGAGAAGUUCUUCGGGCACAGGCAUUCUUCCGGCGAGAUCAUCGGCUGGCCUGAAGACAAGGAUAAAAGGCGCAAGGUUCUUAUUUCGACUCUCGAAUAUGAAAUAUUUGACUGGAAAGCCAAAGUUAAAAUCGGUGGUCUUGGUGUCAUGUCGUCACUUAUGGGCAAGGCAAUGACGGACGUAGACUUGAUCUGGGUUGUACCCAAGGUCAAGGACGUCGAGUACCCUCCAGGCGACCCUGCAGAACCCAUUGAAGUUAUCAUUUUUGGGGAACCAUACCUAAUCGAGGUCGAGACACAUGUUUUGGACAACAUUACUUGGGUAAUUCUGGACAGUCCCGUCUUCAGAGCGCAAACAAAAUCCGAUCCAUACCCCCCGCGGAUGGACGACCUCAGUUCGGCCAUCUUCUACUCAACGUGGAACCAGGCCAUCGCUACCACUAUACGUCGAUUCCCCGGCAUUGAUAUCUACCAUAUCAACGACUACCACGGUGCACUAGCACCCAUAUACCUUCUCCCUAAGGUAAUACCUGUUUGCUUGUCCCUGCACAACGCCGAGUUCCAAGGUUUGUGGCCGCUUCGUACGAAGGAAGAGAUGAAGGAAGUCUGCUCGGCAUUCAACAUCAGCAAGGAGCACUGCACCAAAUACGUUCAGUUUGGAAACACGUUUAAUCUGUUGCACGCAGCUGCUUCGUUCAUUAGCGUGCACCAAAAGAGUAUCGGUGUUGCAGGUGUGUCGGACAAAUAUGGAAAACGUAGUUGGGCGCGAUACCCCGCCUUGUGGACCCUCAAGCACGUUGAUUCGUUGCCUAACCCUGAUCCCACGGAUAUCGCAGCGCUCGAUGAGAACCCGAUUGCAGUUCGGGAUAUUCAAAUCGAUCAAGAGGCAGAAGCAAAGAGGCCGGAGUUGAAGCGACAAGCGCAGGAAUGGGCUGGUAUCAAGCAGGACCCCAAUGCCGACCUUUUCGUGUUCGUCGGCCGUUGGUCUAAGCAGAAGGGUGUUGAUCUCAUUGCUGAUGUCAUGCCAUCGCUCCUCGAGAAACGGCCCUCUAUCCAAGUCAUCUGUAUCGGUCCUGUCAUCGACUUGUUUGGCCGUUUCGCAGCGGAGAAGCUUGCUCGCCUUAUGGAAAUGUACCCCGAUCGUGUCUAUUCCAAGCCAGAAUUCACUGCCCUACCGCCCUAUAUAUUUAGUGGCGCUGACUUCGCACUGAUUCCGUCUCGUGAUGAACCGUUUGGUCUCGUAGCUGUCGAGUUUGGUCGGAAAGGCGCUCUUGGUGUUGGUAGUCGACUUGGCGGUCUUGGUUUGAUGCCUGGAUGGUGGUUCCCGGUCGAGUCGACUUCUACGGCUCACAUGUUGUCUCAGCUCUCCAAGACGAUUAAGUUAGCCCUCAAGUCAACGGAAGAAGAGCGUGCUAUUCUUCGUGCUCGUUCGGCGGUGCAGCGAUUCCCAGUUAUUGAGUGGCGACAGAAGAUGGAAGAUUUCCACAAACGCAGUAUCCAAGCUAGCCGUCGCCAAGCAGGACCUAACGCCUGGCGAGAGUCAGACUGCGGAAUGGUUGUUUCCCGGCCUCUUGAAGAUACGGAUGAUUGGAAUCCUGUUCAGCAAGGCACGCCCGCUCAACCUGAUUGGGAUGCUCAGAGCGCAGCUUCAUCACCUAGGUUCCCGGUGUCACCACUUUCUCAAGUGUCCACUCCUCGAGAUGAAAGUCACCUUGUUGCACCUUCUAGGUUCAACCUUGAUCCUAGUUCGUCCCACUCCGAUCACUCGGACGACGAUUAUGCCUCCCGGGGAAGCGUAGCAACUAGCAAACAAGGAUAUGACGACUUUUUGGAGAGGGCAAACCGUAUAAUUGCCAAGGAACAGCGACAUGUUGCUGAUCCAUUCUUGGAGACGCCCCAGAAACCAUUUGGCUUAAGUUCACGUAGGACUUCGAUGGAGUCGAUCAGUACCAUUGUUGAGGACAAGACAAAUUCCCCCCUGAACAAGGCCAUUGCAUCGUUCACGGAUUCCGACGGUGGUGUCGCUCAUGAAUUCGCCCAAAAGUUGCAAACGCUUAGUGCCGAUAACUCAAAGGGAGAACUCUCGAUCGAGAAGUUCCUCACAAAAUCAGAGGAACUUUUCUUCGAUCGGGUGCGCAAAGAGAAGCUUUCGAGCGCUGCGAGUUACAUAUCAUCGAAAAGAGAGUCCAUGUGGAGCAUGCCUGGAACGGUUGACGAACCCUCUCGCCCGACAUCCCCUGGUACUCCCAGUGCGCACCCCUUCGCCAACGAAAGCGGACUUCUUCCUCCGAACGAGGUCGUUGUCAUGAACAGAAUUCAGAUUGCUUUGGCUCGAGAAGUCGGCGGCUGGCCUUUAUACACGAUUAUUAUUGCCAUUGGCCAGAUGUUGGCUGCCAACAGUUACCAGAUGACGUUGCUCGGUGGGCAAAAUUACUCGGACAACCUACAGCUUUACGUGCUCGGCGCUGUAUUCUUGGUGUCAUCUGCCGUUUGGUAUGCUUUCUUCCGCUUCAAGCCGUCGGUCUACGUCCUCUCCGCUCCUUGGCUCUUUUACGGAAUGGCUUUCUUCCUCAUCGGUAUUCCCUCUCUGAAUUCCAAACUUAAUGGCACGCACACCAUUCCUGCUUUCGCUUUCUUCGGUCUGAACUUUGGUGAAGAAGCUGGCGCUGCAGCUCAAGUUUGGAUUUUGCGCGCAUGCAUUGUCCAGGGAUCUCAGCAAAUUUGGGUGGCUGCCUUGUGGUACUGGGGUAGCACGCUGAAUAGUGCGCAACCGGGCAAAGUUUCACCAUGGUGGAUCGUAUUGAUAGUUUGGCCCCUGGCGAUUCUUUCCUUCUUGUUCGCUUAUCUCAUGCUCUACGGCCUACCAGAUUACUACCGACAGACACCACCAAAGGUUCCCAACUUCUUAAAGACACUGUUCCGCCGGAAGCUGGUCUUGUGGUAUGCUUUCAGUCCGUAUGGUCGAAACUGGAGUUUCCUAUGGAGCGUCAACAUACCGACGUGGCAGACACUACUACUUAUCAUUAUCUUCUUCAUUGGAGUCUGGGCCCUGAUGCUCGUCGUGUUAAUACACUUUAGCAAGACCCAUACUUGGAUGUUACCUGUGUUUGCCGUCGGCCUAGGAGCUCCACGUUGGUGCCAGAUCCUCUGGGGCACAUCUUCGCUGGCAUUGUACAUACCUUGGGCGGGAUCUGCAGGGCCAUACCUUGGACUUUCUCUGUGGCUAUGGCUUGGUGUGUUGGACGCAGUCCAAGGCGUUGGUCUGGGUAUGAUUCUACUCCAGACACUUUCACGUCUACAUGUGUGCGCGACACUUGCAUUCUCCCAAGUCAUUGGCGCUGUUUGUGUUAUGGUUGCCCGUGCGACAGCACCAAACAGUAUCGGUCCUGGAAGCGUCUUCCCUGAUGUUGGCACUUGGGACUUCUCUUCAGGACUAAAAGGGAGCCCAAUGGCUUCUGCAGCCUUCUGGAUCGCUCUGAUCUGUCAACUGGUCAUCGUCUUGGGAUACUUCUGGUUCUACCGCAAGGAACAACUCUGUGAGUAGCUCGCCCAUAGUCACGCUUCGCAUUUUCCCAACAUCUUACACCAUUUCAAUCCUAUAUCUAACAUAAAAGUGAUCUCAUUGACCUUACCCGGACUUGUAUUUCAAGUAUAGACUUGCAUUCCUUGCUAUCACUACCUGACGCGUUCUUUCGUUUUUUUCCUGGACACUAUACUAGGACGCUGUCACAUAGUUAAAAACUGCGACUAAUAGGUUACUACGGACUUGCUCUCGUCAUACAUACUCGCUAGAUACUCUGUAAGUAGAUCCAUCUGGCGUCACAUACCUUGUGUCCUCUAGUGUCCAUACGGUCUGUUGUAAUGUUUUGACAAUACUCAGGAAGUGAAAUCACUCGUUCU
Messenger RNA from Pisolithus orientalis, 7462 nucleotides. RefSeq names its product glycoside hydrolase family 13/glycosyltransferase family 5 protein. Bases 174 to 7106 code for a protein of 2310 amino acids. The record is from RefSeq and is a predicted model, not a curated record. Gene Ontology annotation, biological process: fungal-type cell wall (1->3)-alpha-glucan biosynthetic process. Lineage: Eukaryota; Fungi; Basidiomycota; Agaricomycetes; Boletales; Pisolithaceae. Gene Ontology annotation, molecular function: alpha-1,3-glucan synthase activity. The transcript has 22 exons. Gene Ontology annotation, cellular component: fungal-type cell wall.